AUGCCUUCGUCAACGAAUAUCCUGAUAUAUCUACUUCGGCACGACUUGCGUGUGUCUGACAAUCCCAUUCUUCACCACUUGGCUACUAGCAAAGAUCAUGGCUUUACCCAUCUCCUACCCGUCUACGUCUUCCCGGCGCAUCAAAUCGAAACUUCGGGGUUCAUUCGCGAUGGAAGUAAAUCACCGUAUCCAGAGGCCAGGAGUCAGGUCGGUAGCUUCUGGAGAUGCGGUCCGCACCGCGCCAAGUUUAUUGUGCAAUCCGUCUGGAACCUUCAGGAGUCUUUCCAGGGUCUUGGCAGCGGACUCUGUCUUCGUGCCGGCAGGUUUGACGACGUCUUGAAUGGCCUCCUCAAGGGGCUUACCGAAAAACAGCAAACCGUCGGCGCCGUUUGGAUGACUCUGGAAGAUGCGGUAGAGGAAAAAAGAGAUGAAAAGGCUGUCUCCUCAAUUUGCUCGGAGAACAACAUCGAGUUCAAGCUGUGGCAAGACGAGAAGUACUUCGUUGACGAUCGCGACACCGAACUGGAGAAUGCGCACGAUUUACCGGACAUUUUCACAACAUACCGCAAAACUCAAGAACCUCUGAGGGAGCGGCCCAGGCCAACGUUGCCGAAGCCUAGCAACAAUUCUCUGCCACCGUACCCCAGCGACGAUGUGGUGCCUGUUCAAGAGAGGCCCUUUGAGAUGCCUGCAACAUACGAAGAACUCGAAGCGGCAUUAUUGAAGCCUGUCAAGGAUGUGCUAGAUGUCGCUCCGGAGUACCCGUCGAACGCAACUUCUGUACACCCGUUGAAGGGCGGUGAGUUGGAUGCGCUCCAGCGCGUCGAUCACCUGAUCAAGUCUUGUUCCAUGUCCAACUACAAAAAUACCAGAAACGGCCUCUUGGGAGUUGACUUUAGCACCAAGCUAUCUGGAUACCUGGCUCUCGGUUGUCUGACGGCGAGGCAGGUGCACGAGGAGAUGGUGAAAUACGAGGACGGUCAAGGCCCCGAGUACAAGGAAAUUGACGGUUUCGGCAAUGGCGAAAACGAAGGCACCAAAGCUGUCCGAUUUGAACUCCUCUGGCGUGACUAUAUGCGUCUUUGCACCAGGAAGUUCGGACACCGCCUGUUCCGUGCCGAGGGAUUCCGGGACGAUCGGAAGCCGAUCCAGUGGAAGACGGCAAAGCAGCCAGAAAUUGCCGAGAUUCUCAAGCGCUUCCUCGCUGGUACGACAGGCAUGGGAUUUAUCGAUGCGUCUCAGCGUGAGCUUCUGCACACUGGGUACACCUCGAACCGCGCACGGCAAAACGUGGCAAGCUUUUUGGCCAAACACUUGGGGAUCGACUGGCGAUACGGUGCAGAAUGGUACGAGUGCAUGCUGAUCGACUACGACGUCAGUUCCAACUGGUCCAACUGGCAGUACGUCGCCGGAGUGGGCAAUGAUCCACGUGGCGAGGCACGCAUCUUCAACCCAGUCAAGCAAGCAUUCGACUAUGACAAGCAGGGCGAGUACGUGAAGGCCUAG
Messenger RNA from Verticillium nonalfalfae, 1506 nucleotides. RefSeq lists its product as uncharacterized. Lineage: Eukaryota; Fungi; Ascomycota; Sordariomycetes; Glomerellales; Plectosphaerellaceae. The record is from RefSeq and is a predicted model, not a curated record. Gene Ontology annotation, molecular function: damaged DNA binding; deoxyribodipyrimidine photo-lyase activity; FAD binding. Bases 1 to 1506 code for a protein of 501 amino acids. The transcript is spliced from 2 exons. Gene Ontology annotation, biological process: photoreactive repair.